Lottia gigantea (owl limpet) is the source of this 659-nucleotide messenger RNA. RefSeq lists its product as hypothetical. The transcript has 3 exons. The record is from RefSeq and is a predicted model, not a curated record. The annotation marks the transcript as partial. Lineage: Eukaryota; Metazoa; Mollusca; Gastropoda; Lottiidae.
GUUCAAGCAAUGCAGUAGUGGAUAGAUCUGGUACACCGGACAGUUUAUCAAGUAUUGGUUCUUCUUCUAGUAAUUUAUACAGACAACAGCAACAACAGCAACAACCUACCCCUGUACAAACACCUUCUCACUCCCAGGCACAACCCCCUCAACCUUCACAACCCCAACAACAACAAACUUACCAACAACCUGGUUAUGGUCAACAAACACCAACACAAACAGCAGCUUAUUCUGCUCAAGGUCAAAAUAAUUAUGCUGGAGCAAGCCAACAGCAACAGACACCUGCUCAGCAAACUCCUUAUAACCAAACUCAAGGAUAUCAGUAUCCACCAGCACAGCAACAAGGAUACAACCCUGGACAACCUAAUCAACCAUCACAGACUGGACAGCCUCAACAAGGGUAUCAACAACAACCUUAUGGAUUUCAACAAGGUGGUCAACCAUCUCAACAAACAACACAAGGUUAUCCUCCCAACUACCAAGGACAAAAGGUGCCAGGAUAUGGACAGCAACAACAACCGCAACAACAACCAGGAGUGCCUGGUACACCUCCUACACAAGCUGCUGGUGGUAAUCCUUACGCUAGAGGACAGGGUACUGCUGGUUAUGGUGGUGGUUAUCCAAGACCAUCAGGGGGUUACUCACAAGGAUAUCAAUAA